This is a messenger RNA of Ipomoea nil (Japanese morning glory), 3128 nucleotides long. RefSeq names its product beta-galactosidase 8-like. The coding region runs from base 476 to 3010 and encodes 844 amino acids. Gene Ontology annotation, biological process: carbohydrate metabolic process. The record is from RefSeq and is a predicted model, not a curated record. Gene Ontology annotation, molecular function: beta-galactosidase activity; carbohydrate binding. Gene Ontology annotation, cellular component: cell wall; vacuole. NCBI's taxonomy places the organism in Eukaryota, Viridiplantae, Streptophyta, Magnoliopsida, Solanales, Convolvulaceae. The transcript is spliced from 18 exons.
UUUAAACUUUUAAAUACCCAUCUAGCUACUAAUAUGUGAUUCGGACGCAUGGAAUAAUUUGUCCCAGUCGCCAUUUUCGCAGUAACAGACAGUAAUCAAAGAGUGAGCAUAAUAUACAGAAGUUGCAGAGGAGGAGGAAGAAGAUGACGUCGAUGACGAUACAGUUUGUUGCGACGUCGUCACGUGAAGUGUGGAUAAGAUGCGGCGUCUUACUCUCCGGCACAACCUAACUAAUGACAACCUUAGCGUCUUGGAGUUAAGCAACGCCUAACACAAACACUAGAAGAGAGUUAAGGUAUCCGCUGAAGCAAACAACUAACCUUAAAAGACAAACAGUACAGUGCUUCCAAGAAACCAUUCACUUUUUUGUGUUUUUUUGGGGAAAAAUCCCAGUUUCAUACACAAGCAUAAUCGCCAUUAUAAAUAUUCGAUCACUCGAGGAAACGUUCUGUCAGUUACCAAAGAUAUUGAGAUAAUGCGAGGAGGAAAAGGUGCAGUGGUGGUGGGACUGGUGGCUCUGCUGCAAUGCUUGGCGGCGAUGACGACGGCGUUUGCCGCCACCGUGACGUAUGACCACCGUGCAUUGGUCAUCGACGGCAAGCGGAGACUGCUGCUUUCCGGCUCCAUUCACUACCCUCGCAGCACUCCCGAUAUGUGGUCGGACUUGAUACAAAAAUCCAAAGAUGGAGGUUUAGAUGUCAUCGAGACUUAUGUUUUCUGGGACUUGCAUGAACCAUCUCGUAACCAGUAUGAUUUUGGAGGGAGGAAAGAUUUGGUCAAGUUUGUGAAAUUGGUUGGGGAAGCAGGUUUAUAUGUUCAUCUCAGAAUUGGGCCUUAUGUUUGUGCUGAGUGGAACUAUGGUGGGUUUCCUCUCUGGUUGCACUUUAUACCUGGAAUUGAACUUCGAACCGACAAUCAGCAAUUCAAGUCUGAAAUGCAGCGAUUCGUUACCAAGAUUGUGGACAUGAUGAAGCAAGAAAAACUCUAUGCAUCUCAAGGCGGUCCGGUUAUAUUGUCUCAGAUCGAAAAUGAGUAUGGUAAUGUUGCUUCGAGUUAUGGUCCUCGUGCUAAAUCGUACAUCAAGUGGGCAGCAGAUAUGGCUACUUCUUUAGAUACAGGGGUACCCUGGGUUAUGUGCCAGCAAGCCGAUGCUCCAGAUCCUAUUAUAAAUACUUGCAAUGGGUUUUAUUGUGAUAAUUUUAGCCCUAAUUCCCCGAAGAAACCAAAAAUGUGGACAGAGAAUUGGAGUGGAUGGUUUCUUGCAUUUGGUGGUCCGGUACCUUACAGGCCUGUGGAAGACCUCGCUUUUGCAGUGGCUAGAUUCUUUCAGCGCGGUGGAACGUUCCAAAAUUAUUAUAUGUAUCAUGGAGGAACUAACUUUGGUCGGUCCACUGGAGGGCCCUUUAUCUCAACAAGCUAUGACUAUGAUGCUCCGCUAGAUGAGUAUGGCCUUCUAAGACAACCAAAAUAUGGCCACUUGAAAGAUCUGCAUAAGGCUAUAAAGCUUUGCGAGGAGGCUAUGGUUGCAACCGAUCCUACCACCACUUCUCUUGGCUCGAAUUUGGAGGCCACAGUGUAUAAGGCAGGAUCAGGGUCGUGUUCUGCCUUUCUAGCGAAUUUUGGUACCCAAUCUGAUGCAACGGUUAGCUUUAAUGGCAAUUCGUAUCACUUACCUGCUUGGUCCGUGAGCGUCUUACCCGACUGCAAGAAUGUGGCACUCAAUACUGCAAAGAUAAACUCUGUUGAAACCAUCACGAGAUUUGUGAGCCAGUCUCGAGUGUCUCUAUCUGAUUGGAGCUGGUUUAGAGAACCUGUCGGGAUUUCUAGCAAUAAUGCAUUUUCAGUAUCUCGGUUAUUGGAGCAAAUAAACACUACAGCUGACAAGAGUGAUUAUCUGUGGUAUUCUCUAAGUAUUGACAUCGAAGGCGAUGAGCCAUUCUUGCAAGGUGGAUCUCGAGCAACUCUUCAUGUGCAAUCACUUGGCCACGCACUUCAUGCGUUUAUUAAUGGAAACUUUACAGGUAGCGGGAAGGGCAGCAGCAGCAGUGCUAAAGUUGGAAUCGAUGUUCCUGUCAACCUCGUACAUGGGAGAAACAAAAUUGAUCUCCUAAGUUUAACCGUUGGACUACAGAAUUAUGGAGGGCAUUACGAUGUACGAGGGGCAGGGGUUACUGGUCCCGUGCAGUUCAAAGGUCCCGAUGGUAGCUCAGCUACUGAUCUUUCCUCGCAUCAAUGGACAUAUCAGGUUGGGUUGAAAGGUGAAGAAUUCGGGUUGUAUAAUGGAGUUUCCGAGCUCUGGACAUCAGAAUCUAGUUUACCAACAAACCAACCAUUGACAUGGUACAAGGCAAAUUUUGAUGCCCCAGAUGGAGAUAGUCCUCUUGCCAUAGAUUUUACGGGGAUGGGGAAGGGCGAAGCGUGGGUAAAUGGUAAAAGCAUAGGACGAUAUUGGCCAACUUAUAUUUCUUCAGAUGGAGCUUGUACUGAUUCUUGUAACUAUAAGGGGCCGUACCACGAAAAGAAAUGUCUCAGGAAUUGCGGAAAACCAUCCCAGACCUUUUACCAUUUGCCUCGUUCGUGGCUAAAACCAAGUGGAAACGUCCUGGUUUUACUCGAGGAAGUGGGCGGAGAUCCAAGCCAGAUAUCGUUUGCAACUCGAGAGAUAGCAAGUGUAUGCUCGAGAGUUUCAGAGUCUCAUCCGAGCCCUGUAGACCUGUGGACUACAGGUAACGAAGGUGCCCCCCGAAAGCAAUCUGGACCGACCAUGUCCCUCGAGUGCCCUCUUCCUAAUCAGUCCAUUUCUUCGAUAAAAUUUGCGAGCUUUGGCACUCCUCAUGGGAGUUGUGGAAGCUAUAGCCAUGGCCAAUGCAGUAGCUCCAACGCUCUUUCCAUCGUACAGAAGGCUUGCAUUGGAUCAAGAAACUGCAGCCUGGGUGUCUCGAUCGAUACAUUUGGUGACCCGUGUGUGGGGGUUACAAAGAAUUUAGCUAUAGAAGCAGUCUGUACAUGAUGGGGUAGAAACUAGAAAACUAGAAAUAGUAUCUCCAAAUAAAGAAAAGCAUAUUCAUUACUUCUUCAUCAAAUCCAGCUUUUUAAUGACAAUUAGAAAGAAUUUCUUUAUUCUUUAA